AUGACCGACAGCGGACGCCAGACCAAGGCGGCUCGUCCGACGCCGCUAGACGUGCUCGCGCUUCCGCACGUCGUCGAGGCGAUUGCCACGGGCUUGGACAACCCGUACGACUUUCGCUGCUUCCUCGACGCGGUGCCACGGGUGCUCUGGACGCCGGCGCUCACGGCCUUUCUCGACUGCAACACGGUGAUGCCAUCAUCGGUCAUCACCAAGUGGCCGCGCAUAUUGCUGCGUAGCAUGGAGUUGCCGCCUUUUGUCUUGACGCUGGUCGCGGCGACGCUGCCGCUGCGUCCACGCAUCGAACUCCGGGGUGCGAUCCGGGACGCAGCGCCACUACUGGCCUCGUUCGUCGCCGUCCUCGGACCUGCGCUCAGCAGCGUCACUCUCAAUUUCUUCAUCGGAUGCACGGUCCAAGGCCAAGCCAUUAGCGACCUCCUCUUGCAGCGCUGCCCACGUCUGCGCAAAGUGACUAUCAUGUGCUUUACUUUGUCGGAGAACGAGACCGUCGAGCUCAACGAUCUGCUUGCUGUCGUCGCCCACCCGCAUGUCGAAGAUUUGGAUAUCUCCCUGCCGGACAUGACCGCCACGCCGCGGCUCGGGCACCUCUUGGCAACGUGGCUUUCGACGGCACCAGCGACGAUCCUCCAAUUGGCCAAUGUCACCCAGAUGGACCACGAUGGGGCCAUCGCGUUCUGUGAUGCGCUCCAAGCCAGCGCGACGCUGCGAGAGCUCACCAUGUACAACGCACCUGCCUUCGGUGGCUUCCACGGUCGCACGCUCCCAGUGUCGUUGAAGACCUUGGCGUGGGAGAGCCGCCCAGACAGAGUCGUCGACGUCACAGCGCUGACGGACCUCGCGACCGCCGUCGGGCCCACGCAGCUCAAGCGUCUCUAUUGCAACGUCUUUGGCCAGUUGGCGGCAUGCUCGGCGGCGGCGCCGAUGCUGUCGCAACUGCAGUGCCUCAUGGUCUCCAGGUUGCACGCCGACGACAUGCCGGCAUUGAUCGCGGGCUUGUCGUCGGUCCCAGCGCUGACAUCGCUUCAUCUUCCCGAUUGCGACCUCUCUUCGUCGACGGAGCUGCUCCUGGAGACUCUUGCGACGACGUGCAUGCAUCUCGAGUCGCUCGAUAUCUACAGUUAUCUGUUGACGCGGCGGGAGGUCGUAGCUGUCCUCUCUCGCACGCUGGACCUGCCGCGCUUGACGUCGCUGAGCAUCCGG
Saprolegnia parasitica CBS 223.65 is the source of this 1218-nucleotide messenger RNA. RefSeq lists its product as hypothetical. The record is from RefSeq and is a predicted model, not a curated record. The annotation marks the transcript as partial. Lineage: Eukaryota; Oomycota; Saprolegniomycetes; Saprolegniales; Saprolegniaceae. The transcript has a single exon.